Molecule: messenger RNA, 2438 nt
Organism: Candoia aspera
Lineage: Eukaryota; Metazoa; Chordata; Lepidosauria; Squamata; Candoiidae
Gene: KLHDC4
Product: kelch domain containing 4
Exons: 12
Coding region: 41-1798 (585 amino acids)
Molecular function (GO): protein binding
Source: RefSeq, a predicted model, not a curated record
CCCGAGUGGGCGCGCAGCGACGCAGCGCCCGGCCGCCAGGAUGGGCAAGCGGGGCAAGAAGGAGAAGCGGGCCAGGGGGGCCGAGAAGGCGGCCGCCAAGAUGGGGAGGAAGGUCUCCAAGCGGAGCAGGACGGAGGAGGAGGAUCUGGAAGCGCUCAUAGCCGAAUUCCAGACUCUGGAUGCUGGAAAGACGCAGGUGCUCGAGGCCCCCUGCGCCCCUCCGUCCCCAAGGCUCAACGCUUCGCUCUCUCCACAUCCCGAGAAAGACGAACUCAUUCUGUUUGGAGGUGAAUAUUUCAAUGGCCAAAAAACAAUCCUCUACAACGAGCUCUUUGUUUACAACAUCCGGAAGAACAGCUGGGCUAAAAUCGAUACUCCAAGCCCUCCGCCUCGGCGCUGUGCUCACCAGGCUGUGGUGGUCGCUCAAGGUGGCGGACAGCUUUGGGUGUUUGGUGGGGAAUUUGCUUCUCCAGAUGGGGAGCAGUUCUACCACUACAAAGACCUCUGGGUCUUGCAUUUGGCCAGCAAAACAUGGGAGCAAGUCAAGGCUUCAGGGGGACCCUCUGGGCGGAGUGGACACCGGAUGGCCGUGAGCAAGAGGCAACUGGUUGUCUUUGGAGGCUUCCACGAAAGUAGCCGAGAUUACAUCUACUACAACGAUGUUCAUGCUUUCAACCUGGACACAUUUGCCUGGUCCAAGCUGGCUCCUUCUGGCAUCACUCCGGCUCCGAGGUCAGGCUGCCAUCUGGCUUCGACGCCCGAGGGCAACAUCGUGGUCUACGGAGGCUACUCCAAACAGCGAAUUAAGAAGGACGUUGACAAAGGGACCCUCCAUACGGAUAUGUUCCUCUUGAAUGCUGAAGGCUUGGACAAAUGGACUUGGACCCGGGCGAGUCCUUCUGGUGUGAAGCCCAGCCCCAGAUCCGGCUUCUCGGUGGCCGUGGGCCAUGGCAACCGAUCUCUUCUCUUCGGUGGGGUGCACGAUGAAGAGGAGGAGGAAUGUCUUGAAGGCGACUUCUUCAAUGACAUUUACUUCUACGAUCUGGCAAAAAAUCGGUGGUUUCCUGGACAGUUAAAGGGGUUGAAGUCCGAGAAAAAGAAAAGGAGGCGAGGCGCAGCGAAAGAAGAGCCCCGUCUCUCUCUGCAAGACCAGGCUGGUGGUGGAGGGGACGAGGUGGAGAGGCAGUCCCCCCCAGGCCCUGUGGAGGUUGUCAAGGAGGUGGUGGCAGAGGAUGGGACCGUCAUGAUCGUCAAGCAGCUGAUCCCAGUCCCCCAAGGGGAGUCACCAGAGUCGGAAGGAGAAGAGGACGGCAAGGGGAACGAAGCCUCCAAGCCUCCAGUGGAGCCCUGCCCACGUUCCAAUGCCAUGCUGGCAGUGAAGCAUGGGGUGCUCUACCUCUAUGGGGGGAUGUUUGAAGUGGGUGACCGCCAGUUCACUCUCAACGACCUCUACGCCCUCGACCUCCACAAAAUGGAAGAGUGGAAGGUCCUUGUGGAGAUGGACCCAAAAACUCAGGAAUGGCUUGAAGAGUCUGAGUCUGAUGAAGAUGUGGAAGGUGCCGAGGGAGGAGAGGAAGAGGAGGGGGAAGAGGACUCUGAGGAGGAGGAGAGUGAAGAAGAUGACAAGGAAGAACAUCCAGCUGUGCAGCAGGAUGAAAAGUUUGCAGACUACCUUUCCCGGACAGAGCAGUACUGGAUGAAUCUGGCCCGCCAGAACAUGGGCCCUGAUGCCAAAGAGAAGACGACAGUGAAGGUGGGACAGGCCAUGGCGAAGGCAUUCCAUGAAAGUGCUGCCUAGGCCAGGCUGAAGACGACUGGGGGCCAAGUGGGUGUGCUUGGCCAAUCCUGUCCCGCACAGGGGUGCUCAGUGCAGGAUCUGACCGGCACUUGAUUGCUUAGAAGGCCUGUGUUAAAUAAGUCACCUCAGUCAAGAAUUUGAGAGUAAAGUAAUCAAUGCAUGCUGAGAAAGCCUGAAAUUUUCUUGACUAAUGUAAGCAGAGGCAAUGUUUAGAGGGCACAGGUUUGCCCCUGGGGUCUAAUCCUUGACAGGCAGGGAAAUGGUGUUUCCUGGAGAACUGCAUUCAUGAUCCCCAGGAAAAUGCAUCCCACAAGGUUCUCGCUGUGUCAUAAAGCUAGCUAUAUCAGAGAGUCACUGUUAUUCCUGGGUCUCCUGGGCACUUCUGGGUUGUGGUUGUGUGAAGGGCUGGGGGAGAGAACUUUCUGAUGGCCCUGUGCAUGUACAUUUAGGCUAGAAACCAGCUGAGCAGGGGAAGAGAAAGAGGCAUGAACAUAGUAGAAAACAUUUUGGGAGAGAGCGGCUGGAAUAAGACCUUGAACCUUGAACAGAAGCCACAUCUCACAUGGGUGAAGUUAUGAGGCUGGAAGCUGGAAUUUGCCAUUUUAAGAGCGUUUACAAAUAAAACUGCUGUUGCUCGUUA